This is a messenger RNA of Exophiala viscosa, 951 nucleotides long. Its product is annotated as 30S ribosomal protein S15. NCBI's taxonomy places the organism in Eukaryota, Fungi, Ascomycota, Eurotiomycetes, Chaetothyriales, Herpotrichiellaceae. Gene Ontology annotation, molecular function: structural constituent of ribosome. Gene Ontology annotation, biological process: translation. The transcript has 2 exons. The record is from RefSeq and is a predicted model, not a curated record. Gene Ontology annotation, cellular component: ribosome. Bases 1 to 951 code for a protein of 316 amino acids.
AUGCCUCCCCACGCAUUGUCCGCUGCGGCAAGCAGCAUCUUCAAUUUCACGAGCCUUCUCCAAAGCUUGCCUUCCGCAUCACGCAGUCACACCUUUACGAAAUGUUCAGCAUGUCUCUUCUCGACCACAGCUACGCUAGAAGCCAAGCGGACGAAAAAGCGCAAAGUCAGAAAACAUGUUGAUCCAUACCGCUUGGCUCAAGCACGACAACGGAAAUCUGCAAACCUGGCUCGACAAAAAGUUCUGGAAGAAGAACGGAAACUUGCACUGGGCGACCCCGUUCGUUCGCGGCCGACACCUUUCGUCGACUCAUUACGCGCAAGAGCCCCCGUCGAAGCGAUCAAAGAAUCUUACCUCAAUUACCUCCUGAAGAAGGAGGACGUCGAGAAGUCGUUGGAAUACUCGAAAUGGCUUACGGAACCUCUGCCCGACACAGAUCCUGUCCCUGGAGCUCACAAUGACCUGAAAGAGAGAAUUGAGAAGCAUGUUUCAUCCCAUGACAAUGCUUCGAAAGCGCUACUGGCAAUAGCUUCUCUCGAAAAUGCCAGCACAAGGGAUCGUACUCGCAUCAAUGUCCAAAGGUGCAUUGAAGAGUUUGGGCGUCAUCGUACUGACGGUGUCCUCCCUCCAAAACUUCAAAGCAAGCAAGCGCCCGCAACGAGCACUACAGGCGCGGAGGCAGGUACAACAGAAGUACCUAAGAGAAUUGGAGCAGACACUGGCUCUCCGGAAGUGCAGAUCGCCAUCCUCACAGCUAAAAUCAACGUGCUGGCAGACAACCUACAUAAAAAGGACAAGAACAAUAAACGAGGCUUGAGACUCAUGGUGCACAGACGACAGAAGUUGAUGGCUUAUCUGAGGCGGCAGGACCGGGGAGGGCCCAGAUGGCAGAAUAUUGUCGAGAAGCUUGGUCUCAGCGACGCCAUGUGGAAAGAGGAGAUCAGCCUGUAA